AUGUCGCUAAGCCGCGACAGCAAGUACGGCCGCCAAAAACGGACAGGGUCAGUAGGGGCGGAGCACCCUGCUGAUCCAGAAACGUCAAGAGAAUUUGCAGGACUCUUGACGAAGAUUGCUCCCAACACACAGUCGCUGUGUGUUACUGCCCCUAGUGAUGAGGUGUCCCUCAUCCCUUUGAAGAUCGAAGUGACAAGUGGAAUAUCACUUCGCGCCCUAGUUGACUUUGGGACGUCGAACAGUUUUAUUCGACGCCAGUCGCUAGAGGAUAGUAGGCUCAACUAUGUUGAGCGAGAGUUACCUCCAACGAGGAUGACGGUGUUCCUUGCUGUAGGUGCGUCCGUAACGGUGAGCAAAUGUGUAGUGGGAAUCCACUACACGCUAGAAGGAAAGCAGUACGAUGAUGACUCCAUCGUACUGGAUCCGGAUGACAAAUUUGAUGUCAUCCUCGGUAUGCCUUGGCUUAGAAAGUACUGGCCAUGGAUCAGCUGGCAGCAUCGAUCCGUGAUGAUGCCUGUCGUUUGUUCAUCGGAUGGCCAUAUGAUGAACGUCUUGGAGCGUCCACAAGCGUGUGGAUGUACUACGAGUGAGUGCGAUGGCCUCACUUGUGGUACGGUCGUUAUUACGACUGCACAAGAUCACAGUGUAGAAGUCCACUACAAUAUGGAACCAUCUUCCGGCGCCUGUGUGAAGACACAGGAUGUGCCGAAGCUUCACCACUCGAAGAUAUCGAGUGGACCGGAACGCUGA
Peronospora matthiolae is the source of this 750-nucleotide messenger RNA. Lineage: Eukaryota; Oomycota; Peronosporomycetes; Peronosporales; Peronosporaceae. The record is from the annotation of a GenBank genome assembly.